CAGUAAUUUAGUGGGCCAAGAGAGAGAGAGAGCGCGCCCGUGAAGAAGCCCAGUGUCACAAGACCCAACUAGCCAGCUCUAAACCUAAACCCUCUCUCUCCCAUUCUUUCACCAGUCAUUUUCACUUCAUAUAAGAGCCGCCCUUCAUCUGCUUCCUCAGACGAUUAGGGUUUUCCAGCUGCGCACCAAUGGGGAAAGGAACAGGGAGUUUUGGUAAGAGGAGGAACAAGACCCACACCCUCUGUGUGAGGUGUGGCCGCCGCAGCUUUCAUCUCCAGAAGAGCCGUUGCUCCGCUUGUGCUUUCCCCGCUGCCCGCAAGAGGACAUAUAACUGGAGUGUGAAGGCGAUCCGCAGGAAGACAACUGGGACAGGUCGUAUGAGGUACCUCCGCAACGUGCCUCGCAGAUUCAAGAGUGGUUUCAGAGAAGGGACUGAAGCAGCUCCAAGGAAGAAGGUGGCGGCAGCUACUGCUUGAGGCAAUGAAGGCCUUGUACCAGGCGUGAUUUAGGGUACUAAAAUGUGGUUUCAUUCGGUAGUUUUGAAGUGUUGGAACUGAGUUGAUUUUGGGAACCUCAUUUGGAGGCUUUUGCUCCAAUUUGAUAUCUGCUUUAAGAUUUUAUCUUUUAAUCUGUAGUUUAUUCGCGUUUUUCAUACAAAUGGAUCGAACUAUUGCUUUGAAUUCCCAGUAUCCUGAGACUUUGAUAA
Messenger RNA from Rhododendron vialii, 706 nucleotides. RefSeq names its product large ribosomal subunit protein eL37x. Gene Ontology annotation, molecular function: structural constituent of ribosome; RNA binding. The transcript is spliced from 4 exons. Gene Ontology annotation, cellular component: cytosolic large ribosomal subunit; ribosome. The coding region runs from base 189 to 476 and encodes 95 amino acids. The record is from RefSeq and is a predicted model, not a curated record. Gene Ontology annotation, biological process: translation. Lineage: Eukaryota; Viridiplantae; Streptophyta; Magnoliopsida; Ericales; Ericaceae.